Messenger RNA from Pneumocystis carinii B80, 2554 nucleotides. RefSeq lists its product as hypothetical. Lineage: Eukaryota; Fungi; Ascomycota; Pneumocystomycetes; Pneumocystales; Pneumocystaceae. The transcript has 10 exons. The record is from RefSeq and is a predicted model, not a curated record. The coding region runs from base 47 to 2509 and encodes 820 amino acids.
AAUAUCUUUUAAAGGGUUAAUAAAGGCUCAAAAGGAAUUAAAAGGAAUGGGAGACUCAAUAGAAGAAGAUAAGGCAGCUUUUUUUAGGGAAAAAAAACGAGAAAAUUUGAAUAAAAAUGAAGAAAUAAUAAAAAACAAAGAGAUACCAUUAAAUAAGUAUAAUACCAAUAUUAAGGAAACAAAUGAAGAAGAUCGUGAGGGAAUGGAAGAAGGAAAAAUGUUAGAUAUGUCUAAGGAGGUCGAAACAGAUGUAAUAAUUGGCACACAAAGCAGUUUUUUAGAAAAAUCAAACGAUAUUUGUGAGAGUUAUAAAAAAUUUGAAAAUGAGUUUACAGAUGUAUGGAAAACAAUGGAAUAUGUCAUAUCAGAUGACGAAAUUACGGAGAAUAAUAAUUCGAAUUCAAAAACGUCAGAAGAUAACGAAUGGCAAAAGAUAAAUACAAGGGGAUAUACCAAAUUGAGUUUAGAUGAAGAUAGUUUAUCAGAUAUGUCAUUGAAUGAAAAAACGUCCUAUUUAUUUUCUCAAGAAAAUUUUAGAAAUGAUGAAACAACAAUUCCUUUACAAAUGGAAUUUAUAAAAGAUCUUCUUACAGAAGAACAAAGAAUAGCUUAUGUGAGUCUUUGUAGAUUAAUUUUCGUAGAAAUGAUUGGAGAAAUAUCAUUAUCUUUACAAAAAGGAAAUGGCAAUACGCUUGUGAAUGCCGUUCAGAGUAUGGAGUUUUGGGGCCAGAAGAUAUUAACAAGAUUGUAUUCUCAUAUGGAUAUUUCAUCAGAUGAGCAGGUAAUGAUUGAGCAAUUAUCAAAACAUGGUAUUGAAACAAGUGACAUUGCAUCUGUACUUAUGACAACAAUUCAAAUAAAUAAUUCUAUUAUUAAUGUUUCGGAAAAUUAUGAUAAUUUAAAUGAUGACAAAUCCCCAUUUUUUAUAUCCAAAGUUGAUGCAGACGAGAAUAAGUCACAUGUUGAUGAUGAAAAAGCUUUAAAAUUAGAUAUACGUUGGGCAAUUUUAUGCGAUCUUUUUCUUGUGCUAGUAGCAGAUUCUAUAUAUGAUUCUCGUUCAAGAUUUUUUUUAGAAAGAGUAGGAAAAGCUAUCUCUAUUUCUGCCUUAGAUAUUACAAUCUUUGAAAAAAAAAUUACAGAUGAAUUAAUUAUCCAGGAGAAUUUUGAGGCAUCUAAAAAUGAUCAAAAUAUUCUUAAAUUGAGAGAAAAAUCAUCGAGAAAUAAACGAUAUAUGCUUAUGGGUCUAGCAACUAUUAGUGGUGGUUUAAUAAUUGGACUUUCAUCAGGUAUAUUGGCACCUCUUAUCGGUGCAGGUUUAGGAGCAGCAUUUUCGACUAUUGGCGUUGCUGGAACUACAGGAUUUCUGGUGGGAACAGGGGGAACAGCUUUAAUAACUACGGGAGGAGUUGUUACCGGAAGUAGUAUUGCAGUUAAGAAAAUGUCUAACAGAGUUAAAAGUAUUAAAGUUUUUGAAUUUAAACCUCUUUAUGAUAACAAGCGCCUUAAUCUUUUAAUAACUGUUCCUGGUUGGAUGCUUAAAGAUGAUGACGUUAGGCUUCCAUUUUCCACUAUAGAUCCAAUCAUGGGUGAUGUUUAUUCGAUAUUAUGGGAGCCUGAAAUACUUCAGUCAGUAGGAAAAACCAUUAAUAUUAUUGCAACAGAGAUUUUGACACAAUCUUUACAACAGGUUCUUGGACAAACAGUUUUAGUUACUUUAAUGAGUGCUUUACAAUGGCCGCUUAUACUAACUAAAUUGGGCUAUUUAAUAGACAAUCCAUUUGUAACAUCUUUACAACGUGCUAAAUCUGCAGGUCUUGUAUUAGCAGAUAUUCUUCUUCAUCGAAAAUUAGGAGCUCGACCUAUUAGUCUAGUUGGUUUUUCAUUAGGCUCUCGAGUAAUAUAUUACUGUCUUUUAGAGCUAGCUAAAAAACAUGCAUAUGGCAUUAUUCAAGAUGUUUAUUUGUUUGGUACACCUGUUGUUAUUAAAGAGAACAAUUGGAUUUUGGCAUCAUCAGUUGUAGCGGGUCGAUUUAUCAAUGGUUAUAUUAAGAACGAUUGGAUUCUAGGAUAUUUAUUUCGAAUAACAUAUGGGGGAAUAGGACAUAUAGCUGGGCUACAAUCUAUUCAAAAAAUAUCUACUAUAGAAAAUAUUGAUGUAUCAGAUUUAGUUGACGGUCAUAUGAAUUAUCGUGAAGCAAUGCCAAAACUUAUGAAAAAAGUAGGAUGGCUUAUUGAAAGUGAAGAAUUUCAAGAAAUUGAAGUUCCUGAUCCGGACAAAUACAGGGAAAGACAAAAAGAACUUCUAGAAAGUAUAGAAAAAGCAAAAAAGGAUCCGAAAAAAUCCGAAAAAACAACUAAAAAUUCAUAUCUAAAAAAAUUUAAUUUAUUUGAAAAAAAACAAAAAAAUAUCAACUAUAAUUCUGACAAUGACAAGCCUAUUUCAUUCAAUUCAUUAAAUUGUUCUUCAAAUGCAUGUGAUUUAUUUUCCUCAAAUAUUAAAGAAAUGUAGGAAAGGUUAGAUUAUAAAAAUACUAGUAUCAAUCUUAAAAUUACU